This is a messenger RNA of Oreochromis aureus, 2561 nucleotides long. RefSeq lists its product as uncharacterized. Gene Ontology annotation, cellular component: external side of plasma membrane. The record is from RefSeq and is a predicted model, not a curated record. The transcript is spliced from 14 exons. NCBI's taxonomy places the organism in Eukaryota, Metazoa, Chordata, Actinopteri, Cichliformes, Cichlidae. Gene Ontology annotation, biological process: immune response. The coding region runs from base 450 to 2561 and encodes 703 amino acids.
GAAGCUGGUUAAGUCUGGCCUGUACCUUUGCUGUGUUCGGCUGGGGACAGCCUUUGUUUAACCCGGGGGGAAUAUGUAACAGUCACAAUGGUGUGGUGUCCCUUUAAGACACCCAAGUCGAGGGUUGAUGGUGUCAUCAGGUUGCGCCACUGCUCUCUCUCUCUGUGGUUGUGUGGACAUGUGCUUGCAUGCCAGUACAUGAGGAAGGACGGGGUUUAUGUUUUACCUCUCCAGACACACCUUUCUUUUGCAACGUAUGGGUUGUACGAACACUGUGCGCUGUAUGUUAAGCUGCAGCCGUUCAACUGGGCUUAUAUGGUUGGCGAAGACGAGGUUUAUUAAAGGACACGCUGUGGAAUUCCUGAUGCAGUGACACUCACUCCCUCCAUUACAUCUACACGGCGCUCUCCAAACCUGUCGGCCUCCCGGGCAUCCACGAGUUCACAGCCAUGGGUUUGCUGGACGACAAGAUGAUCGACUACUUUGACAGCGAGAAUCAGGAGAAAGUUCCCAAACAGGAGUGGAUGAGAGAGUGUUUACCUGCUGAUUACUGGGAUAAAGGCACACAGUCCCGCAAGAGCAAGCAGCAGUGGUUCAAGGUCAACAUCGGCAUCCUGAUGGAGCGAAUGAGACAGAAUGAAUCAGCCAACCCUCAUGUUCUUCAGUGGAUGCACGGCUGUGAGGGUGAGACGCAGCCUGACGGCACGCUCAGGUUUGUCCGAGGCAUGGACAAGUAUGCCUACGAUGGACACGACUUCCUGUCCUUCGAUGUUAAAAACGGAGUCUGGGUCGCUCAGAGUCCGGAGGCAGAACCCACCAAGAGGACGUGGGACGCUGUCCAGGUGCUGAAAGAGUACACCAAGGGAUACCUGGAGAACGAGUGCAUCGAUUGGCUGAACAAGUUUGUGAAUUAUGGACAACAGCAGCUACAAACAGCCUCCCCACCCGAGGUCUACCUUUUUGCAAAGACCUCCAGAGUGGACACGAGCGUGCUGACGUGCCUCGCCACAGGCUUUUACCCAGCAGACAUCGUCAUGAGCAUCAGAAGGAAGGGGCGUGUCCUGGCUGCAGGCGACGGUAUGACGAGUUCAGGAGUUCUUCCAAAUAAUGAUGAGACCUUCCAGAGGAGAGACCGUGUGGAAGUUUCAGAUGAAGGACCCAAACGCAGGACUCAGAGACCUCCACCUGAGGUCUACCUGUUUGCAAAGACCUCCAGAGCAGACACGAGCGUGCUGACGUGCCUCGCCACAGGCUUCUACCCAGCAGACAUCGCCAUGAGCAUCAGAAGGAAGGGGCGUGUCCUGACUGCAGGCGACGGUGGACCUUCUCCUGUUGUCCCAGCACCAGAGACUCAUUCCCUCCAUUACAUCUACACGGCGCUCUCCAAACAUGUCGGCCUCCCGGGCAUCCACGACUUCACAGCCAUGGGUUUGCUGGACGGCAGGAUGAUCGACUACUUUGACAGCGAUACUCAGGCAAAGGUUCCCAAACAGGAGUGGAUGAGAGAGCGUUUACCUGCUGAUUACUGGGAUAAAGGCACUAGGGUAAAGCAAAGGGUUAACCUAGGGGUGUCACUUUGGACCGGGCGCUCAGCCAGCGCCAGGUGUGAACUCUGGCCGGCAUUUGACCCUGCACCUGCUGCUCCUGGGUGCGUGGGAAAGUUACUCAGCAGCAGGAGCACACAGUCCCACAAGAGCAAGCAGCAGUGGUUCAAGGUCAACAUCGGCAUCCUGAUGGAGCGAAUGAGACAGAAUGACUCAGACCCUCAUGUUCUUCAGUGGAUGCACGGCUGUGAGGGUGAGACGCAGCCUGACGGCACGCUCAGGUUUGUCCGAGGCAUGGACAACUACGCCUACGAUGGAGACGACUUCCUGUCCUUCGAUGAUAGAAAUGGGGUGUGGAUCGCCUCAGCUGAGGAGGCACUUCCCACCAAGAGGAAGUGGGACGGCGUCCAGGUGCUGAGAGAGUACACCAAGGGAUACCUGGAGAACGAGUGCAUCGAUUGGCUGAGCAAGUUUGUGAAUUAUGGAAAACAGCAGCUCAAAAAGAAAUCUCCACCCAAUGUCUACGUGCUUGCAAAGAAGGCCAAACUGGAGACAAACCUCAUCCUGACCUGCCUCGCCACAGGCUUCCACCCAGACGGCAUCACUGUGAUGAUCAGGAGGAAUGAAGAGGAAGUUCUGAAGAGCUCAGAGGUUCUUCCAAAUAAUGAUGACACCUUCCAAAUAAGAGACCGUGUGGAGAUUUUAAGGUCUGACCUGCUAAAUUACAGCUGUGAAGUCGUUCACGAGGCCUCGGGUGUGAACGUUUCAAAGGUUUGGGACCGCAGCCUGCUCCGUCACUCUGAUGGAGGCGGAGCGUCGCUCGCUGCUGUGCUGGGAUUGGUCCUGCUGGCUUUGGUUUUCACUGCUGUGGUUCUGGUGGUGCUGUACAAAAGAGGCAUCUUUGGUAGGUGUGGUCACUGCGCUGGUGUCAGAUCUGAGAGUCUCUGCUGUCCUCUGACCUGGGGUCCGUUCUUCGUACCUCGCUCGCAAAGCUUCUUGAAGCUUCAUUUGCUCUAG